CAGACCAGAAACAUCGGAAGGCACAAGCUGCAGCCUGGGAGACGGACAGCUUUGCAAAAAAGCAAUCCCCGAUCGGGCAGACGCCGCCAGCGGGAGGAAAACAGCACCAUGGCUGAUGGUCAUGAACCAUACAUUGAAAUAUGUGAGCAGCCUAGACAGAGAGGGAUGCGUUUCCGGUACAAAUGUGAGGGGAGAUCAGCAGGCAGCAUUCCAGGAGAACACAGCAGCGAUAUGAAUCGGACUUUCCCGGCUCUGCAGGUGUUCAACUACUUCGGGAAAAUAAAAAUCAGAAUAACAUUGGUGACCAAGAACGAGCCAUACAGACCUCACCCCCAUCGGCUGGUUGGAAAAGACUGCGAAAAUGGUUUCUAUGAAGCUGAAUUUGGGCCAGAGCGCAGGGUUCUGAUUUUUCAGAAUUUGGGCAUACAGUGCGUGAAGAAGAGAGAGCUCAAGGAAUCUAUCAUCUCCCGGAUCGCAAAGCAAAUCAACCCCUUCAGUGUAUCUGAAGAGGAUCUGAUGGCCAUCGAAGAGUACAACCUCAACGUGGUGAGGCUCUGCUUCCAAGCUUUCCUCCCUGACGAACAUGGCAACUGCACGCUACCCCUUGCCCCAGUCAUCUCCAACCCUAUUUAUGACAACCGGGCUCCCAAUUCAGCAGAACUGAGAAUCUGUCGUGUGAACAAAAAUUGCGGAAGUGUGAAAGGAGGAGACGAAAUCUUCCUACUGUGCGACAAAGUUCAGAAAGAUGACAUCGAAGUCAGAUUCGUCAUGGACGAAUGGGAAGCCAAGGGGAUUUUCUCACAAGCCGACGUGCACCGGCAAGUUGCCAUUGUCUUCAGGACGCCUCCCUUUUACAAAGACAUCGGGGAGCCCGUGACUGUGAAGAUGCAGUUGCGCAGGCCUUCGGAUCAAGAGGUCAGCGACCCCAUGGACUUCAGAUACCUGCCGGAGGAGAAAGAUCCUUACGGUCAUAAGGCAAAAAAACAGAGAUCACCAAUUGCUUUGCAGAAGCUAAUGCAAGACUGUGGUCCAUACGAGAAGCCUAAACCUUCUCUGUUCCAGAAUACUGCUGGUGAAGGAAAGAUAAUUAAGAAAGAACUGAAUAUGUAUCACUCUCCAGGGGGUGUCCUCCUCCCGCCGCAGAGAACACCUGCGCAGACCUUUCCAAUGCAGUCCUAUUAUUCCCCUCCGAUGAGCAACCACAGUUCCAAUGGAUGCCCUGACCCGUGUCUGCAGAUGGCAGGGCCCAUUAAGCAGGACGGAGCUCCUCUGCCAUGCUGGCGUUCCUCCAGUUCAUCUCUCAGCUCUUUCCUGCAGCAAGGCAACUUUUCAGGAGAAGCGCCGCACACCAGCCUGCAGAACGGUGGCUCUCCGUCACUGGGACAGGAAAGCAGCCUGCACUGGGCCAACGGAAAGGAUGGGAACCUCUACAGAGCGUUCUUUGGAGCCGCGGAUGGCCAAGCGUCAUCAGCGUCAUCCAUGUAUCAGCAAGACAUGUUGAGUGUCUCCAGCGCUGCCGGCAGCCAGCCUCUUCGCCCUGUAAACGUUGCAACGCCCAACGGCAACGGCAUGGAGAUGGAUGAUGCCCGGUGCUCAAGUAUAAUGUUGGAGAAGGCAUCCUUCACCCAAGUUUUGAAUCCAGGUGAUCACAAGAGGCAAGUCCAGCCAGCACCGCAUCCUGGCAUGUCAGUAGCAGUUUCAGGUAGCUCAUCUUCGAGUUCCGUCUCCAGCGCCUUUGAGACGAUGCCCUUCGCUUACCUGGAUAGCCUCAGUGAAUCGAGACCGCCUAGCAACCUUGCCGUGCAGAAUCCAAUGAAUUUAUCCAAUAACCAGUACUUUCCAUACAGCACCCAAGACGAAGAGUUCCUUAACUCUUUUGGGGGCAAUUUUGAUGCCAUUAUUUAAAGCUUUGAAUAGCGAUUAGGUCGAGUUGUUGCUCCAGUAGACAGGCAAUGGUUUCUUUCAACAAGAUAAUUAGAUUUUACAUGACUCUUGCGGGAAAGUAAUGUUCCUUUUCAAUGCACUAGUAUAUGCUGGAAUUUAAACAAUGCCACUGCAAUUUUAGGAUUAGUGAUGGAGGGGCAAUCAGGUGAGGUUUGAUAGGGUUUUUUGUUAUUAUUAUUUUUUUACUAUGCUUUGUACAAAGCACUCUGUGGUUAUAUUCUUGUGCUGCUGAAAAAAAAGUUGAUUGAGAGGGUUUAUUUAAUUUUUUAAAUUAUAUUUUGGUGCAUUUGUUGUAGCCAGACUUUUUGUUAAGCCAUGUUCAGCUGAACCAAUGAGUUCUGCAACUCCCAACCCCUUUUUUGUA
Molecule: messenger RNA, 2308 nt
Organism: Lacerta agilis (Sand lizard)
Lineage: Eukaryota; Metazoa; Chordata; Lepidosauria; Squamata; Lacertidae
Gene: REL
Product: REL proto-oncogene, NF-kB subunit
Exons: 10
Coding region: 109-1905 (598 amino acids)
Biological process (GO): response to cytokine; inflammatory response; regulation of transcription by RNA polymerase II
Cellular component (GO): cytoplasm
Molecular function (GO): RNA polymerase II cis-regulatory region sequence-specific DNA binding; DNA-binding transcription factor activity, RNA polymerase II-specific
Source: RefSeq, a predicted model, not a curated record